This is a messenger RNA of Rosa rugosa (rugosa rose), 1893 nucleotides long. RefSeq lists its product as uncharacterized. Lineage: Eukaryota; Viridiplantae; Streptophyta; Magnoliopsida; Rosales; Rosaceae. The record is from RefSeq and is a predicted model, not a curated record. The transcript has 10 exons. Bases 685 to 1458 code for a protein of 257 amino acids.
GAGACGCUUUCUACCUUUCAGAAAGAACACAGAACAGCGCGCAAUACACUCUCUCUCCUCAUUCGCGACCUGGUACAUCUUCUCGGUCUUCCUAGUGCUCUCUUUUGUGAUCGAAAUUCAUGGAAGGCCCUCGAUUUACCAUUCUCAAAUUCUGGCUUUUGCCCUCUCGCGCUCUCUCUCUCAAUUUCUUUUGAAAUUAGAUACCCAUAUGGAGACUUCUCCCCAAAGUGUCUCGAUCCGUCGUAUCUUUAUUCAACCACUCUCUCACGCUGUUCUUCUGGUUUAGCAAGCGUUUCGGCAGGCGAUUUGGUUUUGGGCAAUGGGCUAUGGUAAUACCUUUCCAGAUCUGGUUUUUCUUUUGGUGAGGGUGUGGAAAUUUAACUUUUUUUGAAUUGGUCAGAUCUGAUAAUCAAGAUCAGAGAACUUAGGUAUUUCAAUUGUGGUGUGGUUUAGCUAGUACUGGAAUUAAUUGUCUGUUUCCAUCUAUCAUUCCCCUAUCCUCUGAAAUUGCUUCUUUUUUUUUUUUUUUUUCUUAUGAAAGAAAAAAAAAAAAAGAAUGUUUGUCCCCUUUGAAUCUGUAUCUGAAGCUAAACACAUACAAAUCUACAUGAAGGUAAAGUCAAUAUUUUUGUCCGUAUAAAGAGGUACGCUCCACUUUGAAUAUUGCACAUAUAAUGAGUGAUUAUGAAUGUUCUUUCCUAUUUCUGGCUUAAUGAGGGAUUUCAUUAUUCACAGAAGUUUUUAUCAUGGGGAUUGGUUGAUGCUAUGCACAAUGCAAUAUCUAAAAAUUGCGAGGCUCAAUGCAGACCUGAGGGAAUUGAGGCAUUACCUAAAGGAAUUGUUUCCAAGACCUCUGACUUUGUAAUGCAACCAUUAUGGGGACCCCGAACUCAAAAGAAACCAAAGUCAUCAACAAACUUAUUGGCCAUUGCAGUUGGAAUCAAGCAAAAAGAAAGUGUAAACAAAAUUGUAAAGAAGUUUCUAUCAAGCGAUUUCGUCGUGAUGCUAUUUCAUUAUGAUGGUAAUGUAAAUGACUGGAGGGAUUUGGAAUGGAGUGGUCGGGCCAUACAUGUAUCUGCCAUGAAUCAAACCAAGUGGUGGUAUGCAAAGCGAUUCUUACACCCAGAUAUUGUUUCUGAGUAUGCAUUCAUCUUCCUUUGGGAUGAAGACCUUGGAAUCGAAAACUUUAAUGUUGGAAGAUAUCUAUCAAUUAUUAGAAAAGAGGGGCUUGAAAUUUCACAGCCAGGACUUGAUCCUGACAACUCGGAGGUGCAUCAUGAUUUUACAGCAAGAGACAAGAGAUCAGAAGUACAUAGGAAGAUAAACAAGACAAUUGGUGGUGGAAGGCGUUGCAAUGAAAAUAGCACAGAUCCUCCAUGCACAGGGUUUGUUGAAAUGAUGGCUCCUGUUUUUUCAAGAGCAUCCUGGCACUGCGUGUGGCAUAUGAUUGAGGUGUAGACAUUUCAAAUAGUACGUUGGUUCAUGCUAUGAGUAGCUUUACAAAAGUUUAAGAGGAAGGAAAUCUGAAAGGUGGAGCGAAGGUAAAAAGGAUUCAUGAAGAAGCAUGAGUUAUGGAAGUUCUGAAAAAGCUCAUUACAGAAAACAUGCCAUUCUUCCCUUAAAGAUAAGUGGCUGUAAGUUAAGUUCAAAUGAUGAGAGGCCAAGUAUGUAUGUCUCUUGUCAUCUAGGAUUACAUAACAUUAGAACACUUAUAAGUAGGAAUUAAUUACUGGAUUAUAUUGUAACGAGUAAAAGAUACAAUGACAUUUGUUUUGGGAUUGUAAAGAUUAUUUGUAUGUAAAUGUCUUCUUUUUGUUUCAAGGAUAUUUUUUUUUUUGUGUUCUAUAAUAGAUAUAAGGACGUUUUUUUAGCGUCCUAAUAUACAUUAGAUGA